Molecule: messenger RNA, 390 nt
Organism: Grammomys surdaster
Lineage: Eukaryota; Metazoa; Chordata; Mammalia; Rodentia; Muridae
Product: cilia- and flagella-associated protein 74-like
Exons: 4
Coding region: 1-390 (129 amino acids)
Source: RefSeq, a predicted model, not a curated record
AUGGAAGAACCUCCUGUCCAGUUUUCUGAUGAGGACCUUGUGGACAACUUCCCUAACAUGGAUGACGAAAGAAUCCAGCUAGAGGAUCUGGAGUUUGAUGUAGAACGGUCUCCUGAGGGACUAGAGGAUGACGGCGGCCACAGUUCAGCGAAAAAGGAGAGCGCAGGUGCCGAGAAAAUGAGGAAGGCAACCACUAAAGACAGAGUCCAGGCGUUUCAUCUUCGGAAGAGCUUGAACCUUCUAGACAAGAUGCAUGAGGAAAAGGACGUUUUCAUCCAGAAGACCAAGGGGGAGCUGCGUAUCUGUCGUCAGAGGAUGGACCUCCUCGCCAAACAGCAGGAGAGCUUGGCAGCCGAGAUCGCCUCAGAGAAAGAAGCCAACAACAUGUAG